AUGGGCUCCAUCAGUGCAGCAAAUGCAGAAUUUUGUUUUGAUGUAUUCAAAGAGCUGAAAGUCCACCAUGCCAACGACAACAUCUUCUAUUCCCCCUUGAGCAUCGUCGCAGCCCUGGCCAUGGUCUAUCUGGGAGCAAGAGGUAACACUGAGUAUCAGAUGGAAAAGGUUCUUCACUUUGACAAAAUUGCCGGACUUGGAGGAACUAUUCAGACCAAGUGUGGCAAGUCUAUGAAUAUCCACUUACUGUUCAAAGAACUUCUCUCAGAUAUGACUGCACCGAAAGCUAAUUAUUCACUCCACAUUGCCAACAGACUCUACGCUGAAAAGACAUGUCCAGUCCUACCGAUUUACUUAAAAUGUGUGAAGAAACUGUACAGAGCAGGUCUGGAAAUGGUCAACUUCAAAUCAGCAUCAGAUCAGGCCAUACAGCUCAUUAAUUCCUGGGUGGAAAACCAUACAAAUGGACAGAUCCAAGAUUUCCUUGAACCUGGCUCUGUUGGUCUUGACACUAUGCUGGUCCUUGUGAAUGCCAUUUACUUCAAAGGGAUAUGGAAGACAGCAUUUAAAGAAGAAGACACUAGGGAACUUCCCUUCAGCGUGACAAAG
This is a messenger RNA of Eurypyga helias (sunbittern), 609 nucleotides long. RefSeq names its product ovalbumin-like. Gene Ontology annotation, biological process: negative regulation of endopeptidase activity. The record is from RefSeq and is a predicted model, not a curated record. The transcript is spliced from 5 exons. Gene Ontology annotation, molecular function: serine-type endopeptidase inhibitor activity. NCBI's taxonomy places the organism in Eukaryota, Metazoa, Chordata, Aves, Eurypygiformes, Eurypygidae. The annotation marks the transcript as partial.